UAACGUUGGUUGGUGCAAUCGAUAAGGACAUACGAAAGUGGAACCACCUCCCCUCAGUGGGUGCGCCUGCGUUGGUGGGUACACAAUUGGCGACAAACGGGACGGAAGGGAAGGCAUAAGCUGGGGAGAACAGCGGGAGUGGCCAUUCCGCCCGCCAUCUUCACACACCAAACAAUCUCGACAUUUCAUCCUUCCUUCUUGUGUUUGAAGUCGCUCUCUGCCACAGAAGAGCGCGGAUCGCAGUCGAGCAAUAUCUCCGGGCGGAUCAUAUGUCGCGCGCAAAGCACAAGGGAGAGGAAGACUCCGAGGCGCGGUAGAUGGCGGGCCGACAAGGUCAGCCUCACGAUCGUGGCUUCCGCGAAGUUGUGCUGGGCGGGUGUCAGCCUCAGAGCUGCGUGGACCGGUUCGGCUAUGGAGCCACCGAGGUGAUCCGACAACGCGAACGCGACCACAUUAACAUGACCGAGACCGACACGCUUGUGCAAGGAGUUCCGACCGGUCAGAUCGUCACUGGUGUUGAGGAAGAGGUCGGAGACGGCUCGCAGGUGCCGGGUUUGGAGAGGAAGAUCCCGAAGAUGCCGUACUUCAGGAACAACCUGACGGCCUUGUCGCAAAGAUACAACCUCUACUUCGCCGCCUACGAAAACCGAAUCUUUGUCUACCGUCCCAAGGGCAUCCUGAAGCAGGCGCUACCCCGCGAGCCGAAUCUCAUCCUGGCCACGAAGCCCGACAAGGUUGCGCGACACAUUGGCGGAACGCUCGACGGACGUUUUCACCAUCAGAUGAACCACAUCGCGGUUGGGUUUCUGGGCAGAGAGGAGGUCCUCGUUUCGGUCUAUGACGACGGGUCGGUCUUUGCACACUACACCAAACACAUCGCCGAGUACACGGAGCGCGCAUCGUCCGGCUGCAGAAUCCCGAACCCUAUACCGGCGCCCUUCUUCCGUGAGAAUGUGGGGUCAUCGGCAUGGGGCAUCGCGAUCCACCAAAAGUCGCGACUCAUCGCCGUCAGCUCCAACAAGAGGGAAGUGACGGUCUUCGCCUUUGGACUCUCUCACCUGCCCGAGGCUAUGGAGUGCCGGGAGAGACCGAGGGAAUUUUGCGAGAGGUCAGUUCUUAAGAGGAAGCGGAAUUGGAGGAUCUGCAUACCUCUGGGCGAUGGGGGCCACAACAUCCCCAACAUCUCCCUGUGGGACGACCAUGAGGGUUUCGCGGAAAAGGUCGUUGCGAACGAUAUCUACGGCACGACCUGGAUCCUCGACAUCUGGAAAGUCGGAACGGCGCCGUUAAGGAUCUCGCACAGGGCCAAUGUCCAGGGUCAGUGGGCCUUCCGCAACCCGAUGGGCUGGGGCAUCGUCGUUCUUCCCUAUGAGAGUUUUCUGCCUGCGAAUUCGGUAACGGAUCUCCUAGGCAUGAAGGAGUCGGACAUCAUGAACGCGAAGAACCCCCACGCGGGACGGUGGAUCGAGACUCAACGGGGCCUCGCGUGCGUUCGCGACCACCCUGGUGAGCCCGUGGCUCAGAGCUUGGCAGAACCCGAAACUUUUGGGAACCAACACCCUCCAGCGACAUGGUUGCAGCCUCAGCAGCCUGCCUUCCUAGCAGCCAUCCUAACGGGCCAGCCGUUGCUUGCUCUACCGGCGCCCCCUCCGCCGCCAAAUGAAGGAGGCGGGGAUGGUUCUGAUGACGACGAGGGGGCGCCUCUUGACGCUGUUCCUACCCCUCCUCCCGCCGCUCCGGCACAGAACGCUUUGUUCUUCAUCCCCGACCAUGAAGAGGAUGGGUGGAGCGAGGAGGAAGAGGAAAUUCCGAAUCCAGCGUGGGAGGACCUGUCAUCUGCUUUCGAUAGUGAAGACGACGACAAUGCAAGUUUUGCCGGUGUGUUGGGAAACAAUAACGAUGCGAAUGAAAUCACCUUUAUCGAAGAAGCGAUGUCCGCUACAGAAGACGACGUUGAAGCCGAUGAGGCCCUGACACAGAGUUUGGCUCCCGACGGGAUUCUCGGCUUCUUCAGACGUAUGGCAGACUGCGACCUCAGCGGCUAUAAAACACAAUGGUUAGACAUGAUUUUCACACCCCACGACGGUAAGACAUACGUCUCGCCGACCUCGGCCGUCGACCGCAUCCAAUACCUACGCCGGCCUAUGUUUAAGAACCGAAACACCAAGCAGCAGGACCGGAAAGCCCUAGAGGAGCUCGGCAGACGGUGUUGCAUCCUGCGAACGUACGAGGAGGACAUUGAGAUGCGCAGUAUCAACCCGGAUGACGGCGCCGCCGUCUUCUGCAAGGACCCCAUCAGCUGGAACUACCCGCCGCACCCGCUGCUGCGGCACGCCGAGCGUCUCAACAUGGUCGUACACGUGCCCGAGCUCUCGCUCGUGGUGAUCGGGUCCGCCAUUGGCCGCGUGAUCCUUCUGACCCCGACGCGGUCGCGGUACUCUAUUCCAGGAGACGGGUUCAGGCUGAAACAGGGGUUCCGGAUCGACUGGGUUUUGCCGAGGCGGUCAGAAGAGAGGUCCGGGUGGCGGCCGCCUCGUGGGCUUUAUGGUAUUGCCGUUGGACCGGUACAGGAGGGCGGCGCGACGGGGUGUUUGCUGAGGCCUGAUAACGCGCCCGCGCCGUCGCCAGCGUCGAGACGGUAUAGGCUCAUGCUACACUACCGUGACCACACCAUUUUAAGCUACGAGAUCAGCCGGGACGAGGGGAAUGAAGAUGUUCUAAUCUUUUGAGAGCCAAGACUGCGGUGGUAGCCUUGAAGUCCUCCAAGCCGGAUGACUGCGAAAUCCGGCGAGUUGGGGGUGUCGUCAUACACAGCAACGACACUAUGCGAUGGUUCGAGGACUGGUUCAACUCAGGAAGCUUUCAAAACCCUUGGGGAAGAUGCGAGAGGCUUUUGGGUCGGCUGACUGUCUUUGUUUUUUUGCUUGGGGGUUUUCUGUUACGGGCGACAUGGCGUUUUGCGGAAACUCCCAAAGGGGGUCUUCUGAUACCCUGGCCUACCAACGAGACCCCCAUCCCGAGGUUUCCACAAGGGAAAGGGGGCAAAAUCGAGAAAGAUAGUUAGGCUAUUUCUUUAUUUUCUUUUUCGAAAAUGCAACGAGACAUGAAUACGUGGGAUCGGGUGCAAGGCCCGUGGCCGAGUCCGUUUGUGUCUGCGCUUGGAGACGUCGUUCGUAUGAGGGUCGGACUGGGCCGUUGGCCGUUUC
Molecule: messenger RNA, 3206 nt
Organism: Colletotrichum destructivum
Lineage: Eukaryota; Fungi; Ascomycota; Sordariomycetes; Glomerellales; Glomerellaceae
Product: Putative ribonucleotide reductase, transcriptional regulator Crt10
Exons: 4
Coding region: 318-2729 (803 amino acids)
Source: RefSeq, a predicted model, not a curated record